This is a messenger RNA of Seriola aureovittata, 4797 nucleotides long. RefSeq lists its product as uncharacterized. The record is from RefSeq and is a predicted model, not a curated record. NCBI's taxonomy places the organism in Eukaryota, Metazoa, Chordata, Actinopteri, Carangiformes, Carangidae. The coding region runs from base 54 to 3785 and encodes 1243 amino acids. The transcript has 3 exons. Gene Ontology annotation, molecular function: GTP binding; protein binding.
CGAGUGGAGAGGCAGCUUCAGCUCUACAUGUAAAGUUGAAAUUUAUUGACACCAUGGCCUCAUCUGGUGAUGAUACCUUAGAGACUGCAGCCCUGGGAAGACCAUUCCAGCUUGGCACACUGUAUGACUGCCGGAAGGAUGUUCUUGUUCCAGGUGUAACUCUGUGGGAUCCAGAUCAGCUACAAAAGAAUACAAGUGUACAACAUCAACAUAACACUGAAUUCAAUGUCACCGCAUCAGAUUCCAUUGAGGAGAAGUCAAAUUUAUUAAACAUCUCUGGCUCUCUGAAGUUGAGUCUCUUGGGAGGACUGGUGAAUGUGGGAGGAUCGGCAAAAUAUUUCCAAGACACAAAGAAAUCUCACAAACAAGCCAGGAUGACUCUUCAGUACAAAACGACAACAAAGUUUGAAACAUUAACGAUGUCUCACCUGGCUCAUGGACAGGUAUCUCAUCCCAAUGUGUUUGAGGAUGACACUGCCACUCAUGUUGUCACAGCCAUCUUGUACGGAGCUGGUGCUUACUUUGUGUUUGACAGAGAAUCAUCAUCAGAGGACGAUAAGAAACAAGUGGAGGGGGAGGCGAAUCUCACCUUCAAUAAGCUGAAAUUCCUCACAGCAAGUGGUGAGGGAUCACUCAACAUGAAUGAACAAGAGAAAGCAGCAGUUGAAAGAUUUAGCUGCACAUUUCAUGGAGACUUCAAGUUACCUUCCAACCCAACGUCCUUCAACGAGGCUGUGAGUGUUUACAGAAACCUUCCCAACAUGCUGGGAGAGAAUGGAGAACAUGCUGUUCCACUCAGGGUGUGGCUCUACCCUCUGGUGAGGUUGAAUUCAAGAGCAGCAAGACUCCAAAGAGACAUCAGCAAUUCUCUCAUCACAUACUCAUCAGAAACAAUCGAGAGUCUAAAUCAGACAGAGAUGAGAUGCAGUGACAUACUCAAAGAUGCCGCAGCAACAACAUUUCCUGCCGUGGAAAAGAAGGUUCAGGAUUUGAUGCAGAUGUGCAAACGGUACAAGCUUGACUUCAUGCAGAAGCUCGGUAAAGUGCUUCCUUCAAUCCGAGGGGGUGGGAAAGAGGAGAGUGCCCUGGCGGACAUCCUUAAGGCUCAUGAGAAGUCACCAUUCAAUAACAAAGACCUGGAGCAGUGGCUAAAAACCAAGGGGAGGGAAUCAGAUACACUGAAGUCCUUCCUUGAACAACUAGAGAAACUAGGUAUAAAAAUGGACAACAAUUUGGAUGACCUCUUGUCUGAUUUAAAUGUCAGAAAUAUUGUGUGCUUUUCCUUUACCUCAGUAGACCAGCCUGACAGUUUCUUGGUCAAACUGUCAAAUCAUCUCAGACCAGCAGGAAUGAUGGACACUGCUGGAGAAUCCUCUGAUCUACAGAGCAGAAACACAGAGUGGCUCUCCACUGAUACCAGACAGAUAAUGAGGAAACAACUACAAUUGUUUGAAGAACUGAAGAAGUUGAGCAGCAGUGCUGACACCAAAUUCAUAUUUGCAUCAAAAUAUGAUGGAAGUCAUCCUGGGGCAUGUAUUUUCAUAUAUGAAGAAGGGUCUGACGAUGCAGUCUGCUUUGUUCCUCCAUCAAAACCUGCCACCCCAACAGCUACUGCUGUGUCACAUGACAGCGUAACAGUUACAGUGUCUGAACCAGACUCUGCCACUGUAGAAACCAGAGUAGAAUACAGAAUCAGACAGAGACAGGACACACAGUGGGCAUCUCAACCACUGAAGAAGAACCAAGACGCAGUAACUCUGUCAAGACUCAGGCCAGACACUAAGUAUGAGAUCAGAGCCACAGCUGUGGGCAAACUCAGCUACGCUGUCAGCAGCGAUGUCUGCAGUGCUGUAACCCCCACAGCGGCUGGUCCACCAACUCAGGUGAAAGACACCAAAGUGGAAGCAAAUUCUAUCACUCUGACAUGGAGCGUCCCGUCUGUCCAAAAGUGUGAAUCGGUUAAAAGAUACAUCAUUGAGUUCAAGAAGGAAAACAGCAAUGAAUGGCAGAGCAAAGACACCGGGAAGGAGGUGUACACCUUCACUCUGACAGGCCUGAAACAGGAUACGGUCUACUCCAUCAGGAUGCGCACAGAUGUUGGUGUCGGAGUCAGUCUGCCCAGUGAGGAAUUCAAGAUUAAAACUAAGAAAAAAACACUGGAUGAAAAGGAGUUCACUGUGAUCCCAGGUGAUCCACCAGUCUACCUACUUAAUCUGGAACAGGCAGGAGUUCGUCAGUUCAACAAAAAGGUUUUUGGAAAGGCACCAACCAAAAACCCAGCAAACAAAACCAUCAUGGUUGUUGGAGCCACUGGAUCCGGCAAGACCACCCUCAUCAACGGCAUGAUCAACUACAUCCUAGGAGUCGACUGGAAGGACAGCUAUAGAUUUAAACUGAUAAAUGAAGAAGUUCAGAAAACACAAGCGUGCAGUCAGACCUCUGAGGUGACAGCCUAUCAGAUUUACCACACAGACGGUUUCCAAGUUCCUUACUCCCUCACAAUCAUCGACACUCCAGGGUUUGGGGACACGAGAGGAAUCAAACAAGACGAAAAAAUCAAAGAAAAAAUCAGAGAGUUUUUCUCCGUCGAGGGUGGAAUUGACAGCAUUGACGCAGUGUGCUUCGUAGUGCAGUCUGCUUUAGCUCGUCUGACAGAAACACAGAAAUAUAUCUUUGGUGCCAUCCUCUCCAUAUUCGGGAGGGACAUUGCCAGCAACAUCGUUGCUCUGGUCACCUUUGCUGAUGGCAAAUCACCCCCAGUCCUGGAGGCGAUCAAAGCUGCAAAGAUUCCAUGUGCCACAAACCCAGAUGGAUCUAUUCUCCAUUUUAAAUUCAACAACUCUGUGCUUUUUGCCAAAAAUACAGGAGCCAACACUGAUGAGGAAAACUUUGAUCACAUGUUCUGGAAAAUGGGGGAAAUCAGCAUGAAGACAUUCUUCAAUUAUCUAAGCAGCAUGGAAACCCAGAGUCUGACCCUGACAAAGGAGGUUCUCCGAGAACGCAAACAGCUUGAGGCGACUGUUGAGGGGGUGCAACCAAUGAUACAAAAAGGUUUGUCUAAACUGGAGGAAAUAAACAACACAAAAGCUGCACUACAAAACCACAAGACCCACAUGAAAGAGAAUGAGGACUUUGAAUAUGAAGUAGAGGAUGAAAAAUCUGAGAGGAUUAAUAUUCCUCCAGGAAAAUUCAUCACCAACUGCUAUGGGUGCAACUAUACCUGCCAUUAUCCUUGUUACAUACCAAAAGAUGAGGAUAAAAGUGGGUGCGCUGCAAUGAAAAAUGGAAACUGCACAGUGUGUACAGGAAAAUGUGUGUGGAGUGACCAUGCCAACAUGACGUACCGAUGGGAUAUAAAACGUGUAACAGAGAAGAGGACAUAUCAGGAACUGAAGAAUAAAUAUGAGGCAGCGCUGGGAAAGAAGAUGAACUCAGAGAAAAUCAUUAAACAACUGGAAGUAGAAUAUGAGCAGGUGUACUUGCAAGUUACAAAAAUGAUGGAAACGUUAACUAAAAGCCUGCAGCGUCUGAGAGAGAUUGCACUACGUCCAGAUCCUUUGUCCACUCCAGAUUACAUUGAUCUGCUGAUACAAACAGAGGAACAUGAGGCCAGACCUGGAUUCAAGCAGCGUAUUAAAGAGUUACGGAGUGUAAGAGAACGGGCAGUGCUUUUGACGAAGUUGAACAAGGGAGAGUACCUCACCGGAAAAGAAAAGUCGACAUGGGAGAAGAUGACGUCCACUGUCAAGGGAAUAUUCAACAAUCCACGCAGUUGGUUUCAAUAAUUGAAGUGCCCUCUGCACAGAGCACGUGAAACUAUCAACAGUAUACAGAGUUCAUCAGUACGGAAGCCGUGAUAAAGGAAAAUAUAUCAAUAUACAUUAUUAUAAUAUUAUUAUUAGGAAUAAUAUUCAGUAGCAUCACUCUUAUUCACUGUAGUGUCACAAAAAUCAAUCCAACCACUAGGGCUCUCCUACAAGAUUGUAUUAUAAUUAUUAUAAUUAGGAAAAAGCACAUUACUCCACAUUAAGUGUUGUAGUAUAACCAUCAGGAGAGCAUUUUCAGUAUUGCACUUUGUCGAAGUAAGAGUAGUAAGCAGUCAUUCUCUAUGAACAACCCUGUUAGCGAUGCUUGCUAAUAAGAGAAGUCUCAAAGUGCUUUAAUCAUUAUAAGUUUCAUCACAUGACCAUUUUAUUUUCACUUGGAUUUAUGUGUUAAUAUGAAGAUAAGAUAAAUAUAAAAUUAAUAUAAACAGAAAUGAAACAUUACCAGUUAAGAACCUGUCUGUAACAUGAGAGGCGGCUCAUCAUCACUUCAUUUAACCAAGCUAUUCUUCAAAUCAGAACAUAAUCAUUAUAUGGUUGUAAUUGUGCUUUUGUUAAAUCAUAUUUCAAUCCUGUAAUCAAUAUUUCACAGCUUUUAUUAAUAAUACUUGUUUUUAAAGUUUUGCUCUAAUUGUACAUUGUUUUUUCUGUUUUAAUUUUCAUUUCAUGGAAGUUGUGUUCGUUUAAAUGACAUUUUAAAACAGAAUUAGAGCAGCUUCUGUUGAACCUGAGUGUUUGUUUAAAUCAAUUCUUUGUGGGGUUUUGCUUUAAUUUCAUAAUUCAAUUUUAAAGAGAGAGUCUAAGUGACUAAUAAUAUUUUUUGGGUGUUUUUUUUAUUUUUUUAUUGUCUUUUACUUUGUGUAAACAUUCACACACACAGAGAGAGAUUAGUGUUGAGAUAUAACUCUGUGACUUGCACUGCUGGACUUAAUGUAAUCAUAUGAUUUCUGCUGAAUAAAAAUGACUAACCUCA